This is a messenger RNA of Ricinus communis (castor bean), 1692 nucleotides long. Its product is annotated as auxin-responsive protein IAA2. Gene Ontology annotation, molecular function: protein binding. The record is from RefSeq and is a predicted model, not a curated record. Lineage: Eukaryota; Viridiplantae; Streptophyta; Magnoliopsida; Malpighiales; Euphorbiaceae. The transcript has 5 exons. Gene Ontology annotation, cellular component: nucleus. Gene Ontology annotation, biological process: regulation of DNA-templated transcription. The coding region runs from base 270 to 1373 and encodes 367 amino acids.
UGUAACCUCUGCAUUUUCCCUUUUGUAGUGAAGUUAGGAGCCCAGGAAUCUUAUAUAGAAUUUCACCUCUUGCUUCUUUAUACAUACAUAUCGUUCCUUUUUGUUGAAACUAAUUGUUAAACAAAGUCAAAAACCCACUUCUUUUAUAACCCCACUAUCCAUUUUUGCCAUAUGAUCUAUACUGUGUUUCUUUUAGUAUUGCUGAUAUUUCGUGUUUAAUUUUUAAUUUCUUUUCUCCCUCCAAGGAAACCAACUACUGGCAGAGGAAGAUGGAGGAAUAUACUGAGUUUUCCAAUCUGAUACCUGAGGAAGGAAAAUGGCAAAAUAGCCACAAGGCAACAGAGGAGAAAAAGCUUGAGCUGAGGCUAGGUCCUCCAGGAGAAUUCCUCGGUUUUCACAAAGUCACUAGCCUUACUAGUGGAAGCAAAAGAGUUCUUGAUGAUCAAGACAGUUUUGAAGGAAAGACAGGAGAGAAAAACUGGUUGAGUAAUAGGCAUGAAAUGCAAUGCAAGAAGUUUUCAUGGUCGUCGUCGUCGUCGUCAUCAUCAUGUGCCUGCUCUUUACGUUCUUCAACUUUCCAAAGAGAGGGAAAGAAUAAGGAGAUACAAGAACAACCAAAGGGUACUUCUUCUUCUUCUUCUUCUUAUCUUCAAUGCUCUACAGUUGUAGAGUUACACUGCCCAGAUAAGAAGAAGGCAUGUUCUGGUCAUCCUAGUGCUUCAUUUCCUGCUGCUGCUGCUGCUUCUACCAGAGAUGGGACCAGUGGCUCCCAUGAAAGCAGAGUUGCACCUUCAGCUGCACCAUUGGUUGGAUGGCCUCCAAUCCGGUCAUUCAGGAAACACCUUGGAAGCAGUAACAACUCGAAGCUGGCAUCUGAUUUACCAGAUAAAAAUCCAACAGGAGGGUUCAAUUUAAAACCUGAAAGUUUCAGAAAUGGUUUAUUUGUAAAGAUUAAUAUGGAAGGAAUCCCCAUUGGAAGAAAAAUAAAUCUCAAUGCCUACGACAGCUAUGAAAAACUAUCCAUUGCUAUUGAUGAGCUCUUCAGUGGACUGCUUGCAGCUCAAAGGGAAACUUCUGCUGCUAGAAAUAUAAACAGGAUUGAUGAAGCAAAAGCAGCUGCAGGUUCAUCAUCAGGAGUUGGAAAUGGAGAAUAUACGCUAGUGUACGAGGAUAGUGAAGGCGACAGGAUACUUGUUGGAGAUGUCCCCUGGCACAUGUUUGUAUCAACAGCAAAGAGGCUGCGCGUGCUGAAGAGCUCUGAACUUUCCAGUUCAAGAAUUGCAGUUGGCAGCGGAGAGGAAGACAAGGCAGACAAGACACCACUUAACUCUGUAGUGGAGAUUGAAAGAAGAAGAAGAAGAAGAAGAGGAUGAAGUGGAGAAUAAAGUUCUUCAUUGAGUGGAUUGAUGUCUACAUAGCAUAAAGCCCCCUAUCCUCCACUUAUUAAUUAAUUAGUUUUCCUAAUCCUUCUUCUUUUUCUUUCAUGACAACAAAAUUUCUUCAUGGUGAAGAAGAAGCAGAAAAACUUCGUCUUCUUUUUGUCUCUGUUUUUCUUUUUGAGUUUGUAAAAUAAGUUUCUUGAUGCGUAAAUGCAUCUUCGAUUUGGCCUGCCAAUGUGCAUGCCUAAUCACUAUUUCCUCGUUCUACCAUCGCUAAAUAAAAAAAUAAAAAAAUAAAUAAAAUUUCAAACAA